ACUACCAAUUGAACUACUACAAAGUGGAGUGUUCCCCCCCAAAACAGAGAAAUGGGUGCCAAUUCUCUUCUCCAAUGUCUUAGAAUUCUCUUCUCAUUGCCUACAUGUUGCCUCUUUCUUGUUCUUGUUGUGACCAAAGUCGGAGGCGUAACGAGGCACUACAAAUUUGAUAUCAAGUUGGAAAAUGUGACGCGAUUGUGCCACACGAAGAGCAUCGUGACGGUAAAUGGGCAGUUUCCGGGACCUCGAAUCGUGGCCAGAGAGGGGGACACGCUUCUUAUAAAAGUGGUUAACCAUGUCCAGAACAACAUUUCCAUCCACUGGCAUGGCAUCCGACAGCUUCAAUCUGGUUGGGCAGACGGACCGGCAUAUGUAACUCAAUGCCCGAUACAAACUGGACAGAGCUAUGUCUACAACUUCACCAUUACAGGCCAAAGAGGAACUCUCUUAUGGCAUGCUCAUAUCUCAUGGCUAAGGUCGACUCUCUACGGCCCCAUAAUCAUACUUCCAAAGCCUAAUGUCCCUUACCCAUUUGCCAAACCCUACAAGGAAGUCCCCAUCAUCUUUGGAGAGUGGUUUAAUACGGAUACUGAGGCGAUAAUUAGUCAGGCUUUGCAAACAGGUGGCAGCCCAAACCUCUCAGAUGCUUAUACCAUCAAUGGACUUCCUGGGCUGCUAUAUAACUGCUCCACAAAAGACACAUUCAAGUUAAAGGUGAAGCCAGGGAAAACUUACCUUCUCCGCCUUAUCAACGCUGCACUCAACGACGAGCUCUUUUUCAGUAUCGCCAACCACACUCUCACCAUAGUCGAUGCCGACGCCGUUUACGUCAAGCCAUUCGAAACCAACACCCUUCUCAUCGCCCCCGGACAGACCACAAACGUCCUCCUCAAAACCAAACCCCGCUCCCCCGACGCCACUUUCCUCAUGGCCGCCCGGCCAUACGCCACCGGCCUCGGCGCCUUCGACAACUCCACCACCGCCGGAAUCCUCCACUACGAAUCCACAUCAAAAUCCACGAAAAACCUGCCUAUUUUCAAGCCAUCACUUCCUCCCCUGAACGACACUUCUUUUGCCACCAAUUUUUCAAAGAAGCUAUUCAGCCUAGCAAGUGCCCAAUACCCUGCCAAUGUGCCUAAUAAGAUAGACAAACGGUUCUUUUUCACGGUGGGCCUUGGAACAAGCCCAUGUGACCAACAAAACCAGACCUGCCAAGGUCCCAACGGAACCAAGUUUUCAGCUUCUAUUAACAAUAUCUCAUUUAUACUACCAAACACUGCCCUGCUCCAAUCCCACUUCUUUGGGCAAUCGAAUGGGAUUUACGACCCGGAUUAUCCAUACAGCCCGACCCAUUGGUUUAACUAUACGGGCAACCCGCCGAACAAUACCAUGGUGGGAAAUGGGACUAAAGUUAUGGUGCUCAAUUUUAAUACUAGUGUGGAGUUAGUAAUGCAGGAUACUAGCAUUCUUGGAGUAGAGAGCCACCCUCUCCACCUUCAUGGAUUCAAUUUCUUCAUUGUGGGUCAAGGGUUCGGGAACUUUGACCCGAAUAAGGAUCCGAAAAGCUUCAAUCUUGUUGACCCGGUGGAGAGGAAUACGGUUGGUGUGCCCUCUGGCGGGUGGGUUGCGAUCCGGUUUCUGGCCGACAAUCCAGGAGUAUGGCUUAUGCAUUGUCAUUUGGAAGUACAUACAAGCUGGGGAUUGAAGAUGGCUUGGCUUGUCUUAGAUGGAAAGCUCCCUAAUCAAAAGUUGCCCCCUCCGCCAUCUGAUCUUCCCAAAUGCUGAUAAAAACUCAAAGGAUCCCCUUCCGGAUUCACCUAUAUAUGAGCAAGAAUUUCCCUCGAGUUUUUUUUUUCUUUUCCUUUUUUUGAUUUCGAAUUUGAACUAAGUUAUUUCACAUUUUAGGGUUUUGGCUUUAACCCACCAGUUUAACUUUCGGAUAUGUUCAACCUUGGCAAGAGUGGACCAGUUUCAUUAAUAUAUUUUUUUCUUUUGUAACUUUUGGAAAUCAACAUAUUUAUCCUCAAUAAUGGAAAUUUAAUGUUGUUGAUUGUUUCUCA
Messenger RNA from Rhododendron vialii, 2060 nucleotides. Its product is annotated as laccase-17-like. Gene Ontology annotation, biological process: lignin catabolic process. Lineage: Eukaryota; Viridiplantae; Streptophyta; Magnoliopsida; Ericales; Ericaceae. The transcript has 6 exons. Gene Ontology annotation, cellular component: apoplast. Gene Ontology annotation, molecular function: hydroquinone:oxygen oxidoreductase activity; copper ion binding. The record is from RefSeq and is a predicted model, not a curated record. The coding region runs from base 52 to 1785 and encodes 577 amino acids.